Drosophila subobscura is the source of this 364-nucleotide messenger RNA. RefSeq names its product acyl-CoA-binding protein (gene Acbp4). Gene Ontology annotation, molecular function: long-chain fatty acyl-CoA binding. The transcript has a single exon. The record is from RefSeq and is a predicted model, not a curated record. NCBI's taxonomy places the organism in Eukaryota, Metazoa, Arthropoda, Insecta, Diptera, Drosophilidae. Gene Ontology annotation, biological process: fatty acid metabolic process. The coding region runs from base 45 to 299 and encodes 84 amino acids.
CCUGGAAUCAUCUUUUAGGACUCAAUCACCAAGCAACAAGCAACAUGGUCAGUUUUGAGGAAGCCGCCGAAUUAGCCAAGAACUUCGCCAAGAAGCCCAGCGACUCCGAGUUUCUGGAGUUCUACGGCCUCUUCAAGCAGGCAACCGUCGGCGAUGUUAACAUCGAGAAGCCCGGCGUUCUGGAUCUCAAGAAGAAGGCUAUGUACGAGGCCUGGAACUCUCAGAAGGGUCUCUCCAAGGAAGCCGCAAAGGAGGCCUACAUCAAGGUCUACCAAAAGUACGCUCCCAAGUACGCCUAAACGCCACGUUUAAGGAUUAAUCUGACAGGAUAAAAUAAACUCGUAAUCUUACCACAAAAAUCAAA